AAAACAACUCUUAAAAACAACUCUUAAAAACAACUCCUAAAGACAGCUCCUUAUCUCACAAUGUAUCAUGUCCAGUGUCUUUGUGAAUCUGAAGUGAACCAAUGUGUUUGUUUGGGUGUCUGUUGUGUAAUAUGUCUGUAGGUCUGAUGACUCCUUCUGCAGGUGAACAUUUGUCUGUUGUGUAGUUUGUCUGUAGUUCUGAUGACUCCUUCUGCUGGUGAACGUGUGUCUGUUGUGUAAUUUGUCUGUAGGUCUGAUGACUCCUUCUGCUGGUGAAAGUUUGCGGGUUGUAACCUGACACGCGCAAACACACACACACACACACCUGGUUGUUUUGGGUGUUUCAGGAAUUUUUUAUCAGAGGAGAUAGUGUCUCUCUGGUCGAAAAUUAAAAUGUCAGGAACGAUUACUAAAGACGAAAUGGAGGAGCUAAGAGAGGCCUUCCAGAAGAUUGAUACCAACAGUAAUGGCUUCAUCAAUGACUCUGAGUUGACUGAGCUGUUUAAAGAAGCCAACCUGCCGAUGCCCGGAUACAAAGUCAGAGAGAUCAUCCAAAAACUGGACCGAGAUAAAGACAACCAGAUCAGCUUUGACGAGUUCCUCUCUAUUGCCAAGGAGCUGAAAGGGGGUGACAUUGCUAAGAGCUUCAGGAAGGCCAUCAACAGGAAGGAAGGUAUCCUGGCUAUCGGAGGAACCAGUGAGCUGUCCAGUCAGGGGACUCAGCACUCAUUCUCAGAGGAGGAGCGCUUUGCGUUCGUGAACUGGAUCAACUCUGCGUUGGAGAAGGAUCCAGACUGUAAACACGUCCUCCCAAUGAACCCCAACACCCCAAACAGUCUGUUCACUGCUGUGGGGGAUGGCAUCGUGCUAUGUAAGAUGAUCAACUUGUCUGUUCCUGACACCAUUGAUGAGAGAACCAUCAACAAGAAGAAGCUCACUCCCUUCACUAUACAGGAGAACCUGAACCUUGCUCUGAACUCUGCGUCUGCUAUUGGCUGUCAUGUAGUGAAUAUUGGAGCACAGGACUUAAGAGAGGGCAAACCCCACCUGGUCCUGGGCCUCCUCUGGCAGAUCAUUAAGAUAGGACUGUUUGCUGACAUUGUUCUCAGCAAGAAUGAAGCUCUGGCUGCGUUGCUGCGUGAGGGAGAAACCUUGGCCGACUUGAUGAAGUUGUCUCCUGAAGAGUUGCUGCUCCGGUGGGCCAACUUUCACCUGGAGAACGCAGGCUACAGCAAGAUUAACAACCUCUCCUCUGACAUCAAGGACUCCAGAGCGUACUUUCACCUGCUCAACAUGAUUGCUCCUGACGGCAGCAAAGCAGACAAACCACGUAUUGAGAUCAACAUGUCUGGCUACAACGAGAAAGAUGACCUUCGUAGGGCUGAGUGCAUGUUGUUGCAGGCGGACCGGCUGGGCUGUAGACAGUUUGUGACAGCUGCUGAUGUGGUCAGUGGAAACUCCAAACUGAACCUGGCCUUCGUAGCCAACCUGUUCAAUAAAUACCCCUGCCUUACCAAGCCGGAGGGGCAGGACCUGGACUGGGGCAAAGUGGAAGGAGAGACAAGAGAAGAGCGAACCUUCAGGAACUGGAUGAAUUCCCUGGGAGUCAACCCCCACGUCAAUCACAUAUACGGUGAUCUGUUAGAUGCUCUGGUCAUCUUGCAGCUCUAUGAGAGGAUUAAGGUGACUGUGGACUGGGAACACAAGGUCAACCGGCCACCUUAUCCCAAGAUAGGAGCCAACAUGAAGAAGCUGGAGAACUGUAACUACGCGGUGGCACUGGGGAAGACGAAAGCAGGAUUCUCUCUGGUCGGCAUUGGAGGAAAAGACUUAAACGAUGGAAACCCAACACUCACUCUAGCCCUUGUCUGGCAAAUCAUGAGGAGAUACACUCUGAAUGUUCUGGAAGACCUGGGAGAUGGAGAGGCUGCCAACGAUGACCUCAUCAUCAGCUGGGUCAACAGAACUCUGACUGAAGCAGGGAAGAGCUCCAAGAUCUCCAACUUCAAGGACCGUUCUAUCAGUACCAGUCUUCCUGUCCUGGAUCUGAUUGAUAGCAUUCAGCCGGGGUCUGUGAGAUACGACCUGGUGAAGACCGGAACACUCUCAGAGGACGACAAAUUAGACAAUGCCAAGUAUGCUGUAUCCAUGGCUCGGAAGAUCGGGGCGCGUGUUUACGCCCUCCCAGAUGACCUGCUGGAGGUCAAACCCAAGAUGGUCAUGACUGUGUUUGCAUGCCUUAUGGGAAGAGGAAUGAAGAGGGAAUAACAUAGAUCCAAAACAAACACCAUACCACACACACCACACCACACCACACACACCACAACACACACACCACAACCCAGCAUAGAAACACCACACCACACGCACCACAACACACA
Messenger RNA from Esox lucius (northern pike), 2381 nucleotides. Its product is annotated as plastin-3. Lineage: Eukaryota; Metazoa; Chordata; Actinopteri; Esociformes; Esocidae. The record is from RefSeq and is a predicted model, not a curated record. The coding region runs from base 394 to 2268 and encodes 624 amino acids. The transcript has 16 exons. Gene Ontology annotation, molecular function: actin filament binding; calcium ion binding. Gene Ontology annotation, cellular component: actin filament bundle; cytoplasm; actin filament. Gene Ontology annotation, biological process: actin filament bundle assembly; actin filament network formation.